Theileria orientalis strain Shintoku is the source of this 354-nucleotide messenger RNA. Its product is annotated as farnesyltransferase beta subunit. The record is from RefSeq and is a predicted model, not a curated record. Bases 1 to 354 code for a protein of 117 amino acids. NCBI's taxonomy places the organism in Eukaryota, Apicomplexa, Aconoidasida, Piroplasmida, Theileriidae. The transcript is spliced from 3 exons.
AUGAUGGAUAAAGAUAUUAUAAAUAGGGGUUUCCCUGGUACAGAUAACGGGAGACCCAUUAGAUUGAUAAAUAUAUUAAGGGAGAGAUUUAAUAUACCAAGAUUUAAGAAUACACCAGUUCUGACUGAUGAGCCUCAAAAUUGGAGAGCGAACUUCGGUGGAGCUGAUCCAGCGACGCCAUACGCAGAAGCAAUGAUUAACUACCACAACCACGCCUUCACAUAUAUGUUUUUUCCCAUAUGGUGGUACAGCAGCAGAUUCGUGGCCUGUGACACAUUUUUAGAAACAAGAUGUGUCAGAGCACUAUUGACAAAAUGGAAGUUUGUCUUAUGUCACACACCAAGGGUAAAAUGA